AUGCCUAGUACUCACCUGGUCCUCGUCGCGGCGCUGCUGAAAAUAUUGAAGGAAGCCCUGCUCCGCGUCGGGUUGUGCGGGGGUGGUAGCUUUAGAACAAGCGCCGCAUGCACUCUCGUCCGCUUGGAGAUCUGUAACCGCCGCUUGAGCUUCGAGGGGAGCAGGCAGCCUCCCGGGCGGCACAAGCCAGCACGUCCUCUCUACUACUGUGUUCUUACGUUAGUGAGGCGCGUGGGAAAAACGAAAGCAGUGAGACUCACCACAGUGACGCAUCUGUUAAGUCGCAAUGUCAGAAGGACUCUCGAAGCCUUCGGUAGAUACGAGGGUAGCAGCGCGUUGAAGGAUGCCGCGGAGGCUGGAGACAGUGGUGUGUGGAAAGGCGGCCUUGCCCUACUGCUGCGGGAUGUGAUGUCGCAGGAUAUGAUGCGCGUGCUUGAUGGUGGUGAUGCGGAGUGGAGGAGACGUUGUUCAAGUGUGGUUGGCGGGUGGGAUGACGAAUGGCGAGUGAGUUGGGACGUUAGAUGCUUAUGGUUUGGGAAAGACGACGUGGAAGCUGGAGUUGAAAAGAUGGUGGGCGCGGCAAAGCAGUGA
This is a messenger RNA of Aplosporella prunicola CBS 121167, 591 nucleotides long. RefSeq lists its product as uncharacterized. The transcript is spliced from 5 exons. Lineage: Eukaryota; Fungi; Ascomycota; Dothideomycetes; Botryosphaeriales; Aplosporellaceae. The coding region runs from base 1 to 591 and encodes 196 amino acids. The record is from RefSeq and is a predicted model, not a curated record.